AUGAAUCCCCCCGGCUACCGCUGGGAUGGCGUGGACAGAUCAAAUGGAUUUGAGAAGAAACGGUUUUCUAUGCUGGCCAAUGGGGGAGCGACGAGAGAAGAGGCAUACAAAUGGAGCACAGAGGAUAUGUAGCUGAGAUGAGGGGUAGAAGGUGUAUACGAAUAGUUAGAUGAGCGGUAGAAGGUAUAUAUGAGUUUCAUGCCAGGCUCGUUACCUCCGCUUCCCCACAGGAAAUAACAUCUUAAAAUGACUUUAUUAUAUUGCUGUAAUAUUCUUUUGUAAUAAUGAUAAUUCAAUAUGUACAAACAUUCAACUUUUACGUGGGAAAAGGCACAAUUUUAUCUGUCCAUCCUUCGAUGCCAACGACGGUAGGAUUCGGAAAAUGGGAAAUUAGAAAUUCAGCAUUGUCAAAGCGGAAACACCUAUACGGAUAUUUUAACCGGGGGGGGGGGGUUGGUCAUUUGGGUUUUGUAGGGGCAGCUUUGAAAAAAAUUUUGGAGAAGAAGAUUUUAUCCGGGAUGACAGAAGUCGAAAACUCGAAAUCAUGGUUGUAGAUAACUUGAGUGCUGUAUUGUACAAGCAAGAUGACUUGCGUUUGGUGAGUGUUAUGUUGUUUUUUUUUGUACACGGUAAAUGUCGGAAACCAUUUUAAUAUUUGUGUUUUCUUUGCAUUUUUAAUAUAGGAGCAACGUGAAAUUUCAAAACCUGGGAAAGGAGGUAUAAAAAUAAUUUGCGCAAUAUCUAUAUCUUAUCAGAAAGUUCUUAGAAAAGUUCUCAGGAGAGUGAAAGAUUUCUUAGUGUGCUGAUAGCAAGCAUAAUCUAGCUAAUAUUAUGUGCAAUUCACAUUAACAAAAUAAAUUUCUCAUUCAAGUUGAAAUAUUUAACCAAAUAAAUAUAAAAACAAGAAAUACAUGUCAAGAAGUGACGUCCAAUUGAAGUAUCAAACGAAAAAUGCAGCGACAACCGCAAUAAUGCUUUGAUAAAUGCAUGGAUAAUUAAUUCUUGCAAUAAUGUGUGGAUAAUUAAUUCAUUUUAUUUCGAAUGUCGAAGUCCGAUCCAACUACGGAACAACUUUAUCAAUCCGAUCCGAAAUGUAUAUUUUUGUUCCGAAAUCCGAACGAAUUUGCACACCUCUAGUAUAUAUGUUCAUGAAGUGUCCACCACUGUUAGUGGACCAUUGAAAUUGGCCAAAAUGCCGACCAUUCCAAUAUAUAUUUUUAUUUAUCCUUGACAAACAUUGAAUACAGAGGUUCAAAUUGCUGUGCAUUCUGUUGGGAUAUGUGGUUCGGAUGUACAUUUUCUACGUCGAGGAAGAAUUGGUGACUACAUCGUAAUGGGCCCCAUGGUUCUGGGUCAUGAGACCAGUGGUACUAUAAGUGAUGUAGGUGAAGGUGUCACAAAUUUAAAAGUUGGUGACCGUGUGGCAGUAGAACCAGGAUAUUCGUGUAGGAUGUGUGACUUUUGCAAGACUGGACGCUACAACCUCUGUGCUGAAAUGAAAUUUGCUGCAACACCUCCACAUCAUGGCACCUUAUGCCGAUACUACUGUCAUCCUGCUGACUUCUGUUUUAAGUAAGUUUAUCACAUUAAAAUUAUAACGGCUUAUUGACCGAGUGUGAGGUCUGUACCGAGGUUUUUUAGUAUGGACUGAGUAACGAAGGAGCUGAGGUCCAUGCAAAAAACAGGUCUGAUAUUUCACAGUACAGACCGAACAAGCGUAGCCUGCGAACAGGCUCUCAAGCUGAAUUGAGAGCCUGCAUCGAUGACUAAUGAAUUUGAAUAUCUGCGUCUCAAAUCGUGACGCGAAAUUCUCAUUGGUCAGAUGCUAUAAUUUAUAUUAUUCCGCUGAGCUCUAUAUAUGUCAACUGCUGAAGCACUAUGCAUAAAAAACACAUUAACUGAUCAAAUUGGUCUUGGCCAUCUUAUCUCAAAGCACGAAAUGUUCUGUUUUGAGAAAACAGUAUUUAAAACAUUUGAACUUUUGCUUGAAUAUCUUAUAUUUCGAAAAACAGUAUAAACUGUACGGUCUAAAUUUAGUUUGCACGGUCACGGUCUAAAUUUAGUUUGCACGAAAGUUGUAAACAACACCAUAUAAGGAUAGACACUCCAUAUUUGGAAAAACGAACGUUACGGGGCAGAUAUUCAAAUUCAUUAGUCAUCGAUGCAGGCUCUCAAUUCAGCUUGAGAGCCUGUUCGCAGGCUAGAACAAGCGAGGUCAAUAAUCGGUUUAUUAUAUGGCUGAACUGAGUCUGUGAGCAUAUGCUUUUCACACGAAUUAAAUUGGCUAUCGUCAGUUUCACUGGGUAACAAUAAAUGGUAGGCAUGCAUGCUCAAUCAAAAACAAUUUGGUUGUUUGAAAUUUUUAUCUGUAAAUUUCAAUGACACACAAUUGGAAAAUUAAAAAGCAAAAUUUUUUCUGUUUGCAAAGCAAAACCGAGACACCGGUCCAGAUACGGAAAAAAUACGGACCACGGUCCGGAUAUGGGUUUUUACGGACCGCUUGUCAACCAAUCAGAAUAGAGAAUUUUGAAAAGCCAUAUAAUCAUUAUUAUUAUUAUAAAAUACAGUAUUCCCUAUCCGGGCUUUCCAAUACUUGUUUACAUUUAAAAUAUCAGAAGUUCUGUAUAGAAGUUCUAUAUAAAAUGUUUAAUCUUUGCAAUAAUGUUAAUUACUUUGAAGUUUUUUAAGGGUAAUUUGUUCAAGUCGUUGUCUAUGCUUUUCCAAAUCGUUACAGCUCUAUGAUGGAAACUCUUUUGUCCUGUCGUUGUUUUGUAUGAUGGUGGAAUAUUUAGAUAUCUUCCUUAUUCCUUGUGCAGGGUUUUUUCCGGAUUUUCUCUUGGGUCCGUUUUUGCAGAGUGUCAGCCCCCCCUACUGCGGGGGGGGGGGGGCUGACACUUGUACUCAAUAAAUGUAGUUGAGAUGCAAUGUGUUAAAGCAGGGGCACUGAGGGACACUAUAAACUGGUUAAAGAUGGCAAAUGCAUAGUUUUUCUUGUGUUGUGAGAUGAAUUCCAGUCAUUUUUUCUUAAUUGUCGGGUUUCCAACUGAAAACUAAUUUCGACACGUCACAAAUUUAACACUGUUUAACAGCCCUAAAAAAUCCCUGAAAAAAAGCCUAUUGUGUUUAAAUUGUGAGAGAAAUCCUACAUAGAAAAAUCCUACAUAGCUUGGGGUCCAAUGUUCACGUUUGUUUUUCUAGGUUACCAGACUCUAUGAGUUUUGAAGAAGGAGCGUUACUUGAACCAUUAUCAGUUGCUGUCCAUGCAUGCCGUCGAGCUGGUAUAACAAUGGGUGAUACUGUUCUGGUCUGUGGAGCAGGUAAAUAACUAGAUAGCUUACAGUAAGAUCUAUGAUGUCAAAUAUCUAGGAUGUAAAUUGGCAAUAUUUUUUUAAUCCCAAUUUCUCAUCAUCCACCACCAUGGAUACAAGAGCAUAACAAAUGGUAAUGAAUUUGUACGUAUCUUUAAAAUUCAUUUUCAAAAGGGUGUAAAUAUUUACAGUUUAAAGGUCGACGUCAUGAAUUUUAUGUGGAUGUUUAUUUAUUUAGGACAUCCUAGUCCCAGUCCUCUGCUUAGCCCUUGUCUUAGCUAACGUCAUAGAUCUUAAGCUAUUCCAAUAGCUCUAUCAGUUCUGUCUUAAGCUAUUCCAAUAGCUCUAUCAGUUCUGAACUGUUCUCCUAUAUUCCUAGUUAGCAGGGGCUAGCUUGUCCAGUGUUACCACAGGAGGAGACCUAAACUAAACUGUUUUACAUAAUAUAGGAUAGCUUUAUCAUUUUUGAGCUGUUUUUACAAGGGUCCAGUUAUAGGAACAUCCUUUAUUGGUUCAGUGGCACUACACACGAAAGCUCUCGCAUGCAUUUGAAGUGCUCUUCUCACAAAAGGCAAAAUUAUAAUCAUACAACUGUGUAUUGCAGUAAGAUUUUCUGUGACCGUGAUCUGGAAAUACUGAAACAAUGCUAUACUGGGAAAAUAUUCAAUGUUGAAUUUUAGGUCCUAUUGGUUUGGUGAAUCUACUGGUUGCAAAGGCUUGUGGGGCUAGUCGUGUUGCAAUUACAGGUAAGACCUAAAAAUAUCUCAAGUGCGAGGGUUUGGCGUAGGUAGUAUCCUAGGGUGCGAUAAUUCACAUACUUUGUUUACAGCCAAAUAUAGGUACAACACACCUUUGCUACCUGGUAAGGUUAAGGCCCAUUUCCAUUCAAGAAAAAUUUCCAUCGACAGAAAAUUUUCCGAAAAUAUCAUUGUUAAAAGUUGAAAACUUUCAACUUCAAAAUUUUUUCCAACUGAAAAUUUGUGUCGGCCAAACACAUUUUACAAAUGGAAAUGGGCAUUCAUGUCUGAUGGUUUGUGUCUGAGAUGCAUAAACUUUUCAGGUUAUAAUAAACUACCUGAACAAGUGUUUUUAAUAAUAAUAAUACUCUUUCCAUAUAAAAGAACAGUAAAGAAGGGUGCAGAGUAUAUUUGUCUAGAUUUGGACGGGAAACGCCUUGAAAUGGCCCAGAAGUUAGGUGCAGACAUCACCAUUCAAGUUCAAAGAGAACAAACGGCAAAGGAAGUUGCAUCUCGUGUGAGAGAAUUACUAAACAAAGCUCCCAACAAAGUCAUUGAAUGCACUGGAGCAGAGUCAAGUAUUAAUACUGGAAUAUAUGUAAGUACAUAGCAUAUUGUAUCGACAUGGGCUAGAUUGUUGGCUCGAGUUGUGCCAUUUGACUGAUAUUCGAUACUUUUUCUAAGAUAAUCAAUUAAUGAUGUUGAUUAGCGUUGUUGUUUAAUCUACAGUUAUAACUAUCAAUUCUGAUUGUUUAAUUUUUUAUCAGUAGAGCUGUAAGGAAUCCUACAAAAUGCGUAUGUUGUGGCCUCAUUGGCAUGCAUUGUACACAAUCAUAUAUUGCUUGCUAUAUAUUGCUAACUUUAGCUUAAGUUUUAUUUAAUGGUCAUUAUUUAAUUAAUAUGACAAUUACAAUCCUUGUGAGUUGUGAAUUGUGAUAUUUGGUAGCAGACUUUUAUAGGCCUUUCAAUAUAUGUAAUUUAUAAUUGCUUUGUUCUUCAGUUUAAAAAGUUUUAAGCUUAAAUAGUGAUACAAGAAUCAAAAUAACAUAUUCUUUAAAGUUUCAGUUUAAACUAUUUUGGAUUUUUUUUCUUGCGUCCCCAGGCAGCUGAAUCCGGUGGCGUAGUUGUUGUAGUCGGACUGGGAAAGCCUGAAAUCACAAUGCCUGUUUUUGAUUUCCUCGCGAGAGAAGUAGAUGUUCGAGGCAUAUUCCGUUAUGUUAACUGGUGAGUUGUACUGAUUUAAUACUGACAGCAUUUUCAAGGUUAAUAUUGUUGACUUCUACUAAGGCUUAUUUAGUCAUACGCAAAAGUUUUCGAAAAUUGGAUCAGACCGCCAAGCUAGUACCCCCAAUCAGGUUCAGACCCUAAUAUCCCCCUGGAGGAAAAGUCCAGCACCACCCUAAGAAAAUCUGCUUGACCAUACAUUUUCUGAUUUUCGAAUAACGAUAGUCGAUUAGUGGAACUUCAGCUGUUUAGCGCGUGUCGAUUACUCGAUUUCUUGAAACUAUUUAAUUGAUUUGUGAGCUCACGAGAAAAUACUCAGAAUGCUUUAGUUAAAUAUCAUGGUUAAAUAUGCAAACAUGUCGAGGUUGUAAUACAGCCAUAUUUUCAAAUAUACUGUACUUUUACAAGCAAAUUCACUGUAUUGUGCUACGUGACAGAAAGCCGAUAUAAACUUUAUAAACAAAAGAUAAUUAAACGUAACAGAACGGCGAACAAGCAGAUUCGGCCAUCUCAAAUAAUGGUAAUGUUGGGAUAGUAGUGUUGCAGACUGCAGAGGAGAGUGGGCAGUAAGGGUCCUUCGUGUACCACCCCAUGGAAAACCUGCACCCCUCCUUGCAGAUGUGGCUAGAUCCGCCCUAAUAAGCUUUCUAUAACAUUUGAGCUGCGUGCUUUAUUCAGCUCUAAGAAAGGGUGAUUAGCACCUAAUUGACUUUUCAGUUUUCUAAGCUGAUGAAGCGUAUCAUUGCACUACACAAAUGGUAUUCACUGUAUCUUUUCUACCAUAAAACAGCAUUCUACUCUAUUUCACAGCUAUCCAACAGCCCUCUCGCUCGUGGCGUCGGGAGCUGUGAAUGUUAAACCGCUGGUAACACACAAAUUUAAACUGGAGGAAAGUCUGAAGGCUUUCGAAACUGCAGAAAGAGGAGAAGGGAUCAAGGUUAUUAUCGAAUGUCAUAACGAGUGAAAGUUGUCAGUCUCUGAAUUGGAAUAAGAAAUUAAAGCUGCAGUGUGAAUUGACAAUAAUUUUAUGAACAAUUGAAUCAUGUAGGAAAUCGUCUCAAAAAUGAUCAGUGUGAUUUAUCAAUUAAUUCGCAAAUGACGAACUGUGUCGGCUGAGCGCGACGCAGGCAAUUCUUUUGGGGAAAAAUUCUGAUAUUUGCCUUUUACUUUGGGCGAAGUUACUAUUUUUGAUCGAGCGUACAUGUGUUCCACGUUAUCCCUAAAAUGCCCCCUACAAAUGGCCCCUACAAUGUCCCUAAAUGUCCCCUAUAUGUGUUCCUAGUUAUCCAUAAAUGUCCCCAUACAGAUGUUCCCUACAAUAUCCCAAAACGUCCCCUUCUCCUGUUCCCAGUUGUCCCUAAAGUCCCCACACCAAUUUCCCCAGUGUUUCCUAAAUGCCCCCUCACUCAUAAUGAGUUAAAUAUCGAAGUAUUUUGCCAAAAGAGUUCGCCGAACGUUAUCAGAACAUGGUAAACAAGCAUGUCAGUUUUUUGAAAAUGUGAAUUGGAUAUCAACGUGCAUAAACAUGCGUCAAGUACAGCAAGCAAUUGAUAGUCCGAUCUAAAACUUUCCAAUUAAAUAAUAUAUUAAUAUUAAAAUAAAUCACAAUAAAAAUCACGAACAUUUUGCAUAAUACCCGCUUGGGUGUGCUAUGUCUUUGGCCGUGACAUUGAAAGACUGGGUACUAACUUCAUUUUAAAAACUUGCACAAGUUAUUUCUCAAUAUUUUUGUUUCAUUUGUCUUGUUUUUUUUCGCUAAAUGUUGCGUUCUUUUGCCUCUGUGUGCAGCAGAUCAACUCGGCAAUUGUUGGUAAGUGUUAUUUUUGCAAUAGUUCAGAUAAAAAAUGAUUAUUCCUUGUGCAAACCAUAGACAUAUUUGUUGAUAUCUGGAGUGGCAGUAUGACCACUGUCAGUCGAAACUUCAACUGCUUGUUAGAACAUCUAUAUAUCUCCGAAUAGCUCUAUAUGUGUUUGGUAAACUCUGAUAGGUUAUUUAAUUCUAGCAGAGCAUUCUAUAGUUUAUUGUAGUGACUGCAAAUUACUAUUCUUGGUCCAAUCACAGAAUAAGAAGCUAUAACAAGCGUAACUCUAGUCGUUUCCCUUAUUGUUUUGCGUCCACGAAAAUUUUACCUUGCUCACACCAUCCUGGCUAGUACAACCGGAAGUUUUUAUCAGGUUUUGCUAGGUACAAAGUGCCAGUUGUACUAGCCAGGAUGGCGUGAUUGAUGACGAAUCGCUUGUAAAAACGCAGACAAAUGCUUGAGUUACGCUUCUGCUAUACCUUCCUAUUCUGUGAUCCAAUGGUGUGCAAGUUCAUACCACUGUGAACUCUAUAAAUACUGGAACAAUAACUAACUGUCUUAUGAUUGGAUGAAGCCAAGAUCGCAGCCCAUAGAGUGCUCUCUUGUAGGUAUAAAACAUGCGUGGGCUUUGCAGGAGCUGAAAAAUUACUAAAGUUAAAAAGUUUUCUGAUCAAUAUUUUAAAAUUUUUACAGUCAAAUCUGGUGUUCCAUUACCGGCAACAUUGCAAUAUUGUCACACAAUAUUGCAAUAUGAUCGGCUGAUUGCUCUAGCAAAUUGCAACCAACACAAACAAAUUGCAAUUUUUACAUCAUGCCCAAAUGUCAGAUGCCAAGUAUUUGUUGCUUGUUUUGUACCAGUAGCCAAUCGGGCUUUAUUUACAAACUUUCUUCCGAAUUAGCCUUUUGAAUUUUGAAGUUGACUAUUUAAUACUGUUACUGUACGUAAAAAUUGCAAUUUGUUCGCAUUGGUUGAAUUUACUAGUCGGAGCAAUCCGCCAAUCGAUAUCGCGUGACAAUGUUGCCUGUAAUAGAACACUGGAUUUGACUGUAAUGGUAAACCAUUGAACUAAAAAUAACUGGAACGCUACGUUCAGUAAACUGCGCAUGCAAAUUUUGAAGCCAAAAUUUGACUCCCAUGAAGCCAGUUUUGACUCCCAGACACGCACUUCCACACGUGUUUCUACUGCGCGAUACAAUGCAGGGGGCGAACGAAGCAUGCCAUUUGAACGUUUCAUGGCAAGAUGCGAAUCGAAAGGGAAACGGGCCUUUAAUUUUAAAACGGGCCUUUUAAAGCCUGUGUACGACCUUGUAUAAUUUAGCUUCAAACUUCCGCUUGAACGUAGCAUUCCAGUUAUUUUUAGUUCAAUGUGGUAAACACUCCACCUGAAAACUAAGUGAAAAGGUAAGAUUGAUGCAACCGCAGUCCAUAUCAUUCUGUGUUUAGUUCAAAUCCCUCCUAUAGUCCUGAAAAACAUGAUGAUUUUUAUGAUCAAGAGUUUCUAAAAUAUUUGUUUAUUCUGAAAGACCAGUUGCUCCAGCUUCUUCGGGCCAUGGUAAAGCCAGACUUACAAAAAUAGUUAGCCGAAAAGUUAUGAAAUUCCUAUAUGAAAUCAUGCUGAUUUUUCGUAUUGAAUAGGCAAUUCCAGCUUUAGACUAAAUUUUGAUCUAGGCAAGAAGGACAAAAUCCAUCACCACAGCUAGAAAGAGCAUGUUAAAAUUAGUAAAAUUGCAAAGUUUGACUGCGAAAUGUUGUAAAAUGUGGAAAAUAUAGCCCUCUGAAAUUUGCAAACUUUGUAUUAAUUUGUAUUAGGCCUGGUUUAGAUGGCGAACUUUUCAUGCGCCGAAUCUAAUUGUCAUAGAUACGGCAAAAUUGAAGCUGAAGCUGAUUUAGACGUCGAACUUAAUUGUACCGUACCAAAUUGCUAGGACACGAUAUUGGACAUAUUUACAAUGCAAAUAUAUGAUAAUCAUAUGAUGUUAAAAAAUAAUUACGCAUUAGGUUCGGCGCAUGAAAAGCACAGCGUCUAAAUCAAUGUCGAACAUGUGUCGCAUAUACGACUUGUCAGUUGUCGCAUCUUCGAGUCAUGUCGAACUUAAUCAAAACCUGUCGAACUUAAUUGAUUUAGACGCUGCUCCAGCGUCGCACUUAAUUCUUGCAUUAGAUUUGGAACAUGAGAAGUUCGCCAUCUAAACCGGGCCUACGCACAGUAAUUUGCAUCACAUUUGCCAUUUGGGCCGAAAGUGGUGUGUAUUUCUGUGCGUAAAUAUACAAAUUAAUACAAAAUUUGCAAAUUUCACAGGGCUAUAUUUUCCUCACUUUACAACAUUUUGCAACCAAACUUUGCAAUUUUACUAAUUUUAACAUGCUCUUUCUAGCUGUGGUGAUGAAUUUUGUUCUUCUUGCCUAGAUCAAAAUUUAGUCUAUAGCUCUAAUCGUCCAUUGGGCUAUGAAUAGUACCUAAUUCUCAGAGAUGAUUGACAUGCGUGAAUUUCCUUUCAGACGAAACCUCUAGUUUUAAGAGGUGUGGCAACACAAGCUGAGUUUGAUAUUGAG
Paramuricea clavata is the source of this 9625-nucleotide messenger RNA. The record is from the annotation of a GenBank genome assembly. Lineage: Eukaryota; Metazoa; Cnidaria; Anthozoa; Malacalcyonacea; Plexauridae.